AUGGCGGAGCUCAGCGAGCUUCCGGAGUCCCUUCAGGAGGAGCUGGAGAUUCUGCGGGCCAUCUAUGGAGAGGAGACGGUGAGGCUGCUGAAAGACAGGAGGAUCCAGGAGGAUGGAGAGGAGCCCGUCUGCUGCUUGGAAGUCGACCUCGAGCCGAUGAGCGAGGAAGGCUUCCAGUUGGUCUGGGUCACGCUGCUGGUGACGGUUCCGAAAGGAUACCCGCUCACGGCCACGCCGAAGAUUGAGGUGGGUCGCCCUGAGCCGUGA
Messenger RNA from Symbiodinium natans, 267 nucleotides. The record is from the annotation of a GenBank genome assembly. Lineage: Eukaryota; Dinophyceae; Suessiales; Symbiodiniaceae.